AUGAAGUUGGACGACGCGAUCGCACAAUGCCACAAUGCCGGCUCGCUCAAUCCUAGCGACCCACGUCGUGCCGUGCAUAUCAACAAGCUUGCUGAUGCGAUCUACACUCGCUUCAAUCAGUUUAGAAUGGUUGAAGAUUUGGAGGAAGCAAUUGCAUGCUACCGCGAGGGACUCACCCCCCUUUCCCUUGAUCACCCACAACGUUCGAAUUACCUCAAUAAACUCGCCAAUGCUCUUCUUGUUCGCUUCAAGCAGUUGGGGAGGGUGGAGGAUAUGGAAGAAGCGAUUACGCACUAUCAGGAAGCCCUCACUCUUCGUCCUCUUCCCCACCCCGAUCGUUCCAUGUCCUUAAACAACCUCGCCGUUGCUAUCUACACUCGCUUCGAGCGAUUCGGAAGAGUGGAGGAUCUGGAAGAAGCAAUCACGUACUUUCGUGAGGCACUCGCUCUCCGCCCUCCUGGUCACCCAGCUCGUCCUGAUUCCUUCGGCAAGCUCACCACUGCAAUUAUGACACGCUUCCGCCAGCUUGGCAAGGUAGAGGAUUUAGAUGAGGUGAUCACAUAUUCCAGAGAGACACUCUCACUGCUUCCCAUUGGUAACCCAUCUCGUUGGAGCACUCACAACACCCUUGCCUCUGCGAGUUAUGUUCGCUUCAAUCGCUUGGGUAUGAUAGAAGACCUGGAAGGUGCAAUCGCGCAGCACCGGGAAGCACUCGCACUCCUCCCUCCUGGUCACCCACUUUAUUUUGGGACCCUCAGCAACCUUGCCAUUGUUAUUUUGGAACGUUUCAACAAGUUGGGAAGGAUGGAGGACCUGGAAGAGGCGAUCUUGCACCAUCGGGAAGCACUUGCUCUCAUUCCUCUUGAUCACGACCAUCCACAACGUUCCCUCAAUAACCUUGCCACUGCCAUUGUCAUUCGCUUUAACAAACUGGGUAGGCCGGAGGAUUUGGAAGAGGGUAUCACACACCACCGGGAAGCACUCCUUCUCCGCCCUACUGGCCACCCAGCUCGUUUGAACUCCCUUGUGAAUCUUGCUGCUGCGCUUUGGAUUCGCUUCAGCCAGCUGGGAAAGAUCGAGGAUUUGGAUGAGGUUGUUCUAUAUCAGCGGGAAGCGCUCACUCUCAUCCCCGUUGACCACCCGGCACGUCCUAGUUCCCUGAGCGACGUCUCCAAUACUAUCCACACUCGCUUCAAGCUGUUGAAUAGAUUGGAGGAUCUAGAAGAGUCAAUCUCAUACUUUCGCGAGGCACUCACUCUCUGCCCUCCUGAUCACCCAAGUCGCCCUAGUUCCCUCAAUAACUUUGCCACCGCCAUGGUCGCUCGCUUCAACAAACUGUGUAGGCUGGAGGAUUUGGAGGAGGGUAUCACAUUCCACCGGGAAGCACUCCUUCUCCGGCCUCUUGGACACCCAGACCGUUUCAACACCAUUCUCAACCUUGCCGCUGCGCUUUGGAUUCGCUUCAACCGGCUUGGAAAGAUUGAAGAUGUGGAUGGAGUGGUCACACAUCAGCUCGAAGCACUUUCUCUCCUUCCUCUUGACCACCCACGACGUCCAAGUUCUCUGAGCGAUCUUGCCAGCGCUAUAGACGCUCGCUCCAAGCUGUUGGGCAGAUUGGGGGAUUUGGAAGAGUCAAUCAGAUACUUUCGUGAGGCACUUGAUCAAUCCCCGCCUGGCCACCCAAUUCGCCCUAGUUCACUCAAUAACCUCGCCAUGGGCAUUAUCGUCCGUUUCAACCAGCUGGGAAAAGCAGAGGACCUGGAACAGGGAAUCAUAUACCACAAGGAAGCACUGGCUCUGCGCCCUCCCGGACACCCUGCUCGUUUAAACUCCCUCGUGAACAUCGCUGCUGCUGUUUGGCUUCGCUUCAGCCGGCUUGGAAACAACGAAGAUGCGGAGGAGGUGAUCAUAUACUACAGGGAAGCACUCACCCUCGUCCCGGUCGACCACCCACAACGCCCAAGUCUCCUAAGCAGUUUCGCCGCUGCCGUUCAUGCUCGCUUCACGCAGCAACAGGGCAGGAUGGAGGAUCUGGAAGAGGCACUGACACUCCAUCGCGAAGCACUCGCUCUCCGUCCUCAUGGCCACCCAGACUACGCCAACUCCGUCCACAAUGUUGCUAACACUGUUUACACGCGCUUUCAUCAACUGGGCAAAAUGGAGGAUCUGGAAGAAGCGAUCACUUACAACCGUGAAGCACUCGCCCUCCGUCCUCUUGGUCACCCGGAUUACUCCAAGUCCCUCACCAGCCUUGGUAAUGUUCUGUCCACUCGUUUCCAACAGUUAGGCAACAUAGAGGACCUUGAAAGCGGAAUAACCUACUACCGCGAAGUGCUCCGUCUCGGUCCUGUUGGGUUUUUAGAUCAUUCCGGUGCACUGAACAACCUUGGUAAUGCUCUUCAUGCUCGCUUUUGUCAAUUGGGCAGGGUGGAGGAUUUAGAGGAAGAAAUCACACUCCACCGUGAAGCACUCGCUCUCUUCCCUUUGGACCAUCCAAUUCGUGCCAACUCCCUUGGAACUCUCGGAAACGCACUUCUGGCACGUUUUAACCUAUCAGGCGGUGUGGAGGAUAUGAAAGAGGCGAUCGCCUUGUAUGAAGAAGCUGUCGCCCUCCUUCCUCAUGACCACCCAGAUGUUUCCGAUUUCUUCGGCAACAUUGCUAGGAUUGCUUGCAUUUUCUUCCACGUGCUGGGUGAUACAGAGAGUGUAGAAAAGGGGAUUGACGGAUUUCGAGAAGCACUCGCUUCCUGCCCUCGCGAUCACCCACGAUAUUGCGGUUUCCUCGGCAACCUUGGUGACGCUAUUUUUACUCGGUUUGAGCACUCAGGCAACCUGGAGGAUUUGGAAGAAGCCUUCGUGCUUCACGAUCAGGCAGCCAACCAUCCAACUGCAAGUUCAAAGGAUCGUCUUGCCAUCGCCAUAAAGUGGGCCUAUAAGGCCCGAUUCUAUCACCAUAGCUCUGCAAUACACGCCUAUUCAACGACAUUCCAUCUUCUUGAUCGUUGUUUGAUUUCACACCCUGAUAUUGAAUCACAGCAAAAGUUCCUUGCCACCACCCACUUGUCCAAGACACUUGCCUUUGACGCUGCCUCGGCCGCGAUUGAGGCGCAACAGGUCGAGACAGCAGUUGAGUUUCUUGAGCGGGGCAGGGCCCUACUGUGGUCUAAGAUGAAUGGAUAUAGACGUCCCCUUGAUGCACUUCGACUGGUCGACGUGGAUCUAGCGGACCGCCUUCUAGCGUUAAACACCCAGCUUGAGCGUCUUGUGUUACCCUCCGAGUUUGAGGCGCCCAACGGACCCUUGACUUCCUCGGAAUUCAAAUUGCAGAGAAUUCGCAUCCUAUCGGAAGAAUGGGAGGAGGUCAUCAAAAGAAUUCGAGAAGUUGAGGGUUUCGGCGACUUUCUACAAAGUGUUCCAUUCACCACUCUUCAAGCAGCUGCAGCGGAGGGACCGGUCAUUAUAGUAAAUGUCAGCCGGUUUCGUUCUGACGCCAUCAUCCUUCACAUCAGCCAUCCCCCCAUUCUCGUUCCCCUUCCUGACGUACAGCUUGAGGACAUCGCUUCUCUAGUUGAUCAACUUACCUCCGCAAGAUUUAGUGCUAUCGCUGACCCCUCAAAACGUAUUGCUCCAAUCUUGCGCGAUCUAUGGAACAAUGUUGUUUCGCCUGUGGUUGACCGGCUAGCUAAGUUGGGGGUCCCAGAGAAGAGUCGACUCUGGUGGUGUCCAACCUCCGUGCUGUGCGGUCUACCCCUUCAUGCAUCAGGUCCAUAUCGACGGAACCAAAGAAACCUCCCAGACAUCUACACGUCGUCAUAUAUACCAACUAUAUCUGCAUUGAUUAGGGCGAGAUCCAAUGCGAUUGGCAGUUCUGCUGAACUUGUCCCUAAGUUACUCGUCAUUGGUCAACCUGGCGAAUCACUGCCCAGUGUUCAGGAGGAAAUCGAUGGUAUACAACAACUUGGCGACUUCGUGACCGUCCGAAUGGGUGAGCAUGCGGAUCGUGACACAGUUCUUGAUGGUCUCAAGCAACAUUCUUGGGUUCAUUUCGCCUGUCAUGGCCAUUUGGGACCUAAUGACCAACCAUUCCAUGCUUCGUUUGAACUUCAUGGUGGUAGUCGUCUCACUUUGCUCGACUUGAUCCAGGCCAGGCUCCCAAAUGCCGAAUUUGCAUUUCUAUCCGCGUGUCAUAGUGCGACAGGAGAAGAUCUCGACACACCAGACGAGGCUAUCCAUCUAGCGGCGGCUUUGCAGUUUUGUGGGUUCAGAAGCGUGAUAGGAACUUUGUGGGCAAUGGGCGACGAAGACGGACCAACGAUUUCAAAGGAAUUCUACAAUCAUAUCUUCCGCCAUCAAGGAAGGAAGGUAGACUUCAGGGAUUCCGCAGAAGCUCUUAACCUGGCUGUCAAAGCAAUGAGGAAACGAGGUGUACCUUUGGAACGUUGGAUCAUGUUCGUCCAUAUUGGUGCUUAA
Messenger RNA from Laccaria bicolor S238N-H82, 4470 nucleotides. RefSeq lists its product as uncharacterized. The transcript has 3 exons. NCBI's taxonomy places the organism in Eukaryota, Fungi, Basidiomycota, Agaricomycetes, Agaricales, Hydnangiaceae. Gene Ontology annotation, molecular function: protein binding. The record is from RefSeq and is a predicted model, not a curated record. Bases 1 to 4470 code for a protein of 1489 amino acids.